AUGCCUCUUCCUUCGAGUUUUGCCUCCGCCGCCGCAGGCCAAAAUGCCAACCGUGACGCGAGAGCCGGUCGUGGUGAUGGACGUGGAGGUGCCGGAGGUGACUGGGCCAGAAGUGGUGGCAGAGCCAACGGCACCCUCACCUUCCGCCGAUCCUCGACGACGCCAGGACAGACCUCCCACAGCGCGACGCCCUCCGAUCAAGCCUUUCCUCAGACGCCCCUGGAGCCCACGACGCCCUCGGUCGCUGGCGUAGCGAGCUACGAUUUCGCCUCACAACCCGCCCAGUACGCGAAGCAGUCCAUCCUCAACCUUUUCCAAGACGCCGCCACCCAGCAAGAGUCUUCCGAAGUCCUCGAACCUGGAUGGGCCCCUGGCCAUGCGAACGGUAACUCGUCACGUGGCUGGGGCAAGACCGGCCACACCCACGCCAACCAGGAUCCGAAUUCGUGUUGGCUUCCCGCCGCUUCGAAUGGUCCCAACUCUUCGCGUCAUCUGUCUGCUGAGGAGAAGGAGGUGCGCUUGCCCGGCUCGUUUGUGACCCUGACAGCCCCACAUGCUGACCCCGUAUCGCAGGCCUUUGCGUCCGACGUGAACUCGCCCCUGAAACCACCGAACCAGCAACAGAAGGAAGGCGCGCAGCAAGGUGGCACCAACGGCCGGAAAACAUCCGUCUCGCAUGGGAGUGGCGGUCCUGGCUUCGGCGUUGCGUCGCCGACCUCCGCGUCUCGUCCGAGCACCCGGCGGCGCGAGACAACUGACUCGAAUCCCUUUGCUUCUGGAGGCGUCUCGUCCCCGGCCACGGCACGGUUUAACCGCGACGACAGCGGCUUCCUGUUUGGGCGCAAGGGAGGCGAGGCCAAGGACCAGGACCUGAGUGAAGAUGAAGGUGGCGCGCCCCCCAGCCGUGGAACGCCCCAGGGUCGAGGUGGAUUCGGAGGCCUGAUGCGUAGCAACACAGCGGGAACUCCGAUUGCCGGCACCAACAUCAGUUCUCUGUGGGGUCAGUCCAACCCGCCGCCGCCUUCUUCGGGCAUGGGAAACUUUGGCCAGUUCGCCCUGCCGACGCCUACCGCUCUUGGGGGUAGCGCCCGUGGCGGCAGCCGCUUUGCGAAUCUGAUCCCUGGAAAAGAAGGCGCCGAGGAUGCAGGUGGCGUCAAGCAGGCCGAGACCCCCGGCGGCACCGGCGAUCGAUCGUGGCGCUCGCGACCGCGGACUGAUACCGAUCCCUUUGGCGACGACAGCCUUUCCGGCAGCGCUGCCCUCGGAGGGGCCAAGGAUACGAGUCCGCCGCCGAUGCCCAACCCCGCGACGAGCAACAUGGGAGUCUUCGAGACGCCCGUCAAGGGCUCCACCGGCGACUUUGGCAUGUCGGGACUGAACCUGGGGCAGCACGGCGAACACGACCAGGGACCCGUCAGCCCGUCGGAGACCAACCCGUACCGGAGCCCGCCCGCCGAGCGAGGCGAAGACCACGACGAGAGCGACAAGCGCCACGGUGCCGGCAUCGGUGCUGAGCAGCCUUCCAACUUUAGCACCCUGUCUCGUGGCUUCCCUGCUCACCCAUUCGCCGACGGCAGCGACCGCAGCCAGACGUCGAGCGCUGGCCCCAAACCCUACCCUUCGCUGUCUAACCUCACUGGCUGGCCCGCCCCGAACCCCGUCGGCACGCCCGAUCGUGAACGUCAGGGCUUCCCCGGCGCCGCUUUCGGCAACUCGCUCUUCAAUCCCAUGGGCGGCGAGCUCCAGUCUCCCGGCCUGUCCAGCAUUGGCGGUGGUGUCUUCGGCCCCCCGAGCGCUGGCGGCAUUGGCGCCACCGGUUCCCUCGGCCGCAGCAAGCUUGGCUCCCUCUUCCCUGCUGCGAUGCAGGCUCAGAUGCAGGGCCACGAGCAGCAUGAGAAUCUGAGCGAUUCCCUCCCCGAUCUCCGCCAGAGCAACCCCCUUGGUGCUAUCGGCAGGAAUAACUUUGCGCCCCAUCGCGAGACCGAGAGCCCCAUGCGCACCGGCCGCGGCGUCUUUGAGGAUCUGUUCCCCUCGUCCGCCGACACCCGUGGCCACAACGUGUUUGGCACUCCUGGCGAGAUGCCCGGCGGCCCUCUCGGCGGUGGCCCGCAGUCGUACACCCCGAUCAACACGUCCACCUCGGACCUACCGUCUAACCAGCAGCGCCAGAUGGUCAUGCCUGAUCGUAUGAGAUGGGUGUACCUCGACCCUCAAGGUCAAAUCCAGGGUCCCUUCACCGGCCUCGAGAUGAACGACUGGUACAAGGCCAACUUUUUCACGCCGGACCUGCGCGUCAAGAAGGUCGAGGACUCUGACUUUGAGCCCCUUGGCCAGCUGAUCCGGCGCAUCGGCAACUCCCGCGAGCCGUUCCUCGUCCCCCAGAUCGGUGUUCCUCACGGCCCUCCUUCCGCCAACGGUCCCUUCUCGCCCGCCACUCCCGGUGGCGUCGUCCCUCCGCUCAGCGGCCUCUUCCCCAGCUUUGGCCGCACCCUCACCGCCGAGGAGCAGAACAACCUCGAGCGUCGCAAGCAAGAGGAGCAGUUCGCCAUGGCCCAGCAGCGCGAGGUCAUGAUGCGUCAGCAGGCCAUCACCAGAAUUCAGCCAGGUGGUAUUCAGGGCUCCCUGCACCACCAUUCCAGCGCUCACAGUCUGCAGAGCCAACCUAGCUUCGGCAGCAUCGCCUCCCCCAUCGGGGCUCCCCUCCAGCAGCCACCGACCAGCAACAUGGCUCCCGGGUCUGGAUACUACGACGGCGCCUCGCAGCAGCAGCAGCAGCAACAACAGCAACAGCAGCAACAGGGAAACGGACAGGGCCCGGUCGGGGCCGGACAAGACCCCUUUCGUGAGGACGACAUGCCGACCGUGAACGCCAACCAUAGCAAUGCCCAGAGCCAGGGCAGCUUCUUCCCCCCGCAGCCCAUUGGCGGUGCGCAGGGAAACGACACCCAUGUGCGCGCCAACCUGCCGGGCACCGAGCAGCUUGCCGAGGAUGACGAGGGUUUUCGUGAGCGCCUGAAGGAGUUUGAAGGCCUCCGUGCGGCGCGCGACGCUGCCGAGCAGAAGGCCGCGGCGCAGGCCGACAUUCCCCAGCAGAGCAUCGAGGAGGACCAUGCUGCUGUCGUUGAGCAGUCUCCCCACCGCAAGCUGACGGAGCAGGAGAUUGACGAGGGUCAGCUCCUCUCGCUGACGCAGCAAGUUCAGAAGGCCCAGGCGGCCGCUGCCAAGUCGGCGACCUCUGGCCUGCCCAUGCCGUUCCCGCCGCCUAUCCCUCAGUCCGGCACGCCGCUCCCCGCUCCCACGGCGCAGAGGGUGCGGUCGGGCCUCCCCGAGCAGUACAGCCGCUCGCAGACCGGCACGCCUGACACGUCUUCUGUGACCGAGCCCCCUCCCCUGGCGCCCUGGGCCAAGGAGGCGACGCCCGCCGAGCGCAAGGGUCCCAGCCUCAAGGAGAUCCAGGAGAUGGAGGCGCGCACUGCUGCCAAGGCCGAGGAGGCUGCCGCCGCCGCCCGCAAGCAGGCUCUCGAGAUUGAGGCCGCUUCUCUCCGCGAGCGCGAGAAGGCCACGGCCAUUGCCACGGGCCUGCCGACCACGAGCACCUGGGGCAACGGUUCGCCCGUUGCUGCCGACGUCCGUAUCGACCAUCACUGCUCCUGUAUAUUGCCGCCCCCCAGUAACAGACUGUCGGUCGAUAUAUAUUAUUGUGGUUCGAUGAGUGAUCUCUAG
Verticillium dahliae VdLs.17 is the source of this 3723-nucleotide messenger RNA. RefSeq names its product GYF domain-containing protein. Lineage: Eukaryota; Fungi; Ascomycota; Sordariomycetes; Glomerellales; Plectosphaerellaceae. Bases 1 to 3723 code for a protein of 1240 amino acids. The record is from RefSeq and is a predicted model, not a curated record. Gene Ontology annotation, molecular function: protein binding. The transcript is spliced from 2 exons.